Molecule: messenger RNA, 3588 nt
Organism: Talpa occidentalis (Iberian mole)
Lineage: Eukaryota; Metazoa; Chordata; Mammalia; Eulipotyphla; Talpidae
Gene: REPIN1
Product: replication initiator 1
Source: RefSeq, a predicted model, not a curated record
CCGGCCUCAUGGACGCGCCACGCGCCUCCGCGCCGCCCGCCGGAGAGGUAAGGCUGGCCUCUCCGCGCUCGGAGGUCUGAGCUCUGCCAUGGGGGUAGGGGUGUCUCUACUGCUGCAGUUUUCUCUGACAUCUGGGGGCUACCAGAGUGUGGGCCGGAGCAGGCGCUGCAGCCGCAGAAGUAGCCCCAGGACCGUCCCCGGGAGGAGCUGGAAAAAGCCUCAUCUCCAGCUGCACACUCUGCAGGAGGAAGAGCGCAUGCUGGAACGGCGCUGCAGGGGCCCCCUGGCCAUGGGGCCCGUCCAGCCCCGGCCCCUCUCAGGGCCUUCUCGGGUCCCCCAGGCCCUGGAGAAGGAGCCCCGCGGGCUGAGGUCACCCGGCACUCCCGUGGCCCAGGCGGACAGCCAGGCCCCGGGCAGGGCCCAUCGCUGUGGCCACUGUCGGCGGCUUCCCGGCUGGGUGGCCCUGUGGCUGCACGCGCGGCGCUGCCAGGCCCGGCUGCCCCUGCCCUGCGCGGAAUGUGGCCGGCGCUUCCGACACGCCCCCUUCUUGGCGCUGCACCGCCAGGUCCACGCCGCGGCCACCCCCGACCUGGGCUUCGCCUGCCACCUCUGCCGCCAGAGCUUCCGGAGCUGGGUGGCGCUGGCUCUGCACCUGCGGGCGCACUCGGCCGCCAAGCGGCCCCAGGCCUGCCCCGAGUGUGAGAGACGCUUCUGGCGCCGCAAGCAGCUCCGCGCCCACGUGCGGCGCUGCCACCCGCCCGCCCCCGAGGCCCGGCCCUUCAUCUGCGGCAACUGCGGCCGCAGCUUCGCGCAGUGGGACCAGCUGGUGGCUCACAAGCGGGUUCACGUCGCCGAGGCGCUGGAGGAGGCCGCGGCCAAGGCGCUGGGCCCGCGGCCCCGCGGCCGCCCGCGGUGACCGCGCCCCGGCCGGGGGGACGCCGUGGACCGCCCCUUCCAGUGCGCCUGCUGCGGCAAGCGCUUCCGCCACAAGCCCAACCUGAUCGCGCACCGGCGCGUGCACACGGGCGAGCGGCCGCACCAGUGCCCCGAGUGCGGCAAGCGCUUCACCAACAAGCCCUACCUGACCUCGCACCGGCGCAUCCACACCGGCGAGAAGCCCUACCCCUGCUCGGAGUGCGGCCGCCGCUUCCGCCACAAGCCCAACCUCCUGUCCCACAGCAAGAUCCACAGGCGCUCCGAGGGCGCGGCCCCGGCGCCCAGGGCUCGGGGAGCCCCCCGCUGCCCGCCGCGCCCCCGGAGCCCGCCGCCGAGCCCGCGGCCCUGGGCGCAGGCCCGCGCCGGAGCCGGCCCCCGCCCCGCGGCCGGGCGCGCCCGGGGAGCCCCGCGGGACCCGGCCGCGGCGCCCCCCGCGCCGCACAGCUGCGAGGACUGCGGCCGCGCCUUCCGGCUGGAGCGCUUCCUGCGGGCGCACCGGCGGCAGCACAGCGGGGAGCGGCCCUUCGCCUGCGCCGAGUGCGGCAAGAACUUCGGCAAGAAGACGCACCUGGCGGCGCACGCGCGGGUGCACUCGGGGGAGCGGCCCUUCGCCUGCGAGGAGUGCGGGCGCCGCUUCUCGCAGGGCAGCCACCUGGCGGCGCACCGGCGCGACCACGCGCCCGAGCGGCCCUUCGUGUGCCCGGACUGCGGCAAGGCCUUCCGCCACAAGCCCUACCUGGCCGCCCACCGGCGCAUCCACACCGGCGAGAAGCCCUACGUGUGCCCCGACUGCGGCAAGGCCUUCAGCCAGAAGUCCAACCUGGUGUCCCACCGGCGCAUCCACACGGGCGAGCGCCCCUACGCCUGCCCCGACUGCGACCGCAGCUUCAGCCAGAAGUCCAACCUCAUCACCCACCGCAAGAGCCACAUCCGGGACGGCGCCUUCUGCUGCGCCAUCUGCGGCCAGACCUUCGACGACGAGGACAAGCUCCUGGCCCACCAGAAGAAGCACGACGUCUGAGAGGCCGCCGCGCGCUCCGGUGGGAGCCGGCCUUGGCCGUGGGGGCCUGCGUGGCCGCGGGGGGCAGCCAGGGCUGGGGACUGGGAAGGGCUGGGGGAGGCAGGAGCAAGCACCUUGUUAGAGAGGAAGGUCAGCCCCCGGGGCCAGGGAACCCCCCAGAGCACAGGGACCCCAGUGCCAGCUGUGUUUGCUGUGGUCCCUCCUGGGAAAGUAGCGUAGGACCCCCGGCCCCCACCAGGGCCCUGCUGCCCGAGCAGCCACCAGUGGGCGGAGGCCCCUUCUCUGCUGUGACGCCUUAACGCCUGUCUUGUGUUCCCUGGGCCUGGUCGGGAGCAGGCGUGGUGUCUUGUUUAGUGAGUGGAGCGCGCGCCUGGGAGAACCUGCUGGCCUUGUUAGCAGCCCCUGGGCCUUUCCAGCUUGGGCAGGAAGCCAAUGCGCCUGCCUGUCCCCUCCUUCCCGCCCUGCUCAGGCUCCUAGGCGGAGAGACCCUCUCCUGCUAGCCCUGCUCACCCCCUGCCUCCCUGAAGUUCCGCCCCCCCGGGGUGGGCUCGCAGGCCCGACUUGCUUUAUUCACUCCUCUCAGUGCUUCGAGCCCUUGACCUUCAGCAGCCCAGACAGGCUUCCGUCUGAACACCCUGCCCGCUGCUCCCCCCGGAACUCAUCCUUGGUGGGGAGGAGGGUCAGUGGAGGGAGACGUGGGGCGAGUUUCCUUCUCCACAUUUUUAGCGCUCAGAUGCCCAGCCUCUGCUUGAACGCUUAGGUGACAGGGGGUCCCCACCUCCCGAGGCCCUGGUUCUAUUGUAGGAUCAUUCUAAUUGUUAGAAAUUCUUCCUUAUAACGAAUGAAAUCUGCUUUCCUAUGAUUUCUACCUAUUGGGCCUUGUUCUGUUCUCUGGAACUAAAUGGAACACCUACUCGCCCUCCUUUUCAAACUAGAGAAUAAAGAUUUGGUUUUAGAGCUGGUGGCUGGGAAGUGUUCCUUUCUCCUGGGGAGCUGUGGGGGUGGAGUCCAAGCAGCGCGCUGUGCCCCUAGUUGGGGGGACCUGCUAACAGCUCAGGUACCCUGACUUCAACUCCUCUGAGCCCCAUCUCCAUUUCUUCCUGGGGAGGCCAGGAAAACCCAGAAGUGGGGCUGGUUCUCUAGGGGUUCAGCCUUCUGUGGGGUCAUCAGACUCGUCGGGUGCCAGUUAGGAGGAAAGGGUCCGAUUUGAUCCUGUCCUGCAGGCUCCCCACUGGCCCACCACAGUGCCCGUGACACCUCUUCGGGACCCUCCUGGCCCUGGCCAUCUUCACACACGCCAGGUGCCUGUUUCUGACAGCCGUCGGCCCUUUUCCUGCCUGUGUUGGUAGUUCCUGCUGAGGCCCCUGGCCGCAUAGCGUCUGUGCGUCUGUCACCAUGUCUUAUGGUGGCAUCUUGCAAAGUGCCUGCGUCACCUCACGUCGUCCUUGUGUGGCAGGUGUCCUUUUACAGGCGGAAACAUUUGUUCAAGGUCAUCAUGGGGAUCUCCAGGCUCCCGGGCCCUGUGCUUACUGGGGUGAGCAGGGCCAGCUGCUGCUGCUGCUGCUGGGGAAGGUGUCACCUGUCGACUCUGCUCUGUGUCGUGAUGGGAACUGAGGGGUCUCAAUGAUCAG